AUGAUGAUACAGUACUCUCACCACACCAGCAGGCAGUCGCUCACCACACCAGGCAGUCGCUCAUCACACCAGCAGGCAGUCGCUCACCACACCAGGCAGUCGCUCAUCACACCAGCAGGCAGUCGCUCACCACACCAGCAGGCAGUCGCUCACCACACCACCAGGCAGUCGCUCUCCACACCAGCAGGCAGUCGCUCACCACACCAGCAGGCAGUCGCUCACCACACCAGCAGGCAGUCGCUCACCACACCAGCAGGCAGUCGCUCUCCACACCAGCAGGCAGUCGCUCUCCACACCAGCAGGCAGUCGCUCUCCACACCAGCAGGCAGUCGCUCUCCACACCAGCAGGCAGUCGCUCACCACACCAGCAGGCAGUCGCUCUCCACACCAGCAAGCAGUCGCUCUCCACACCAGCAGGCAGUCGCUCUCCACACCAGCAGGCAGUCGCUCUCCACACCAGCAGGCAGUCGCUCUCCACACCAGCAGGCAGUCGCUCUCCACACCAGCAGGCAGUCGCUCUCCACACCAGCAGGCAGUCGCUCUCCACACCAGCAGGCAAGUACUCUCUCCACACCAGCAGGCAGUACUCUCACCACACCAGCAGGCAGUACUCUCACCACACCAGCAGGCAGUACUCUCACCACACCAGCAGGCAGUACUCUCACCACACUAGCAGGCAGUACUCUCACCACACCAGCAGGCAGUACUCUCACCACACCAGCAGGCAGUACUCUCACCACACCAGCAGGCAGCAGUACUCUCACCACACCAGCAGGCAGUACUCUCACCACACCAGCAGGCAGUACUCUCACCACACCAGCAGGCAGUACUCAUACCACACCAGCAGGCAGUACUCUCACCACACCAGCAGGCAGUACUCUCACCACACCAGCAGGCAGUACUCUCACCACACCAGCAGGCAGUACUCUCACCACACCAUACAGUACUCUCACCACACCAGGCAGUACUCUCACCACACCAGGCAGUACUCUCACCACACCAGGCAGUACUCUCACCACACCAGGCAGUACUCUCACCACACCAGGCAGUACUCUCACCACACCACCAGGCAGUACUCUCACCACACCAGGCAGUACUCUCACCACACCAGGCAGUACUCUCACCACACCAGGCAGUACUCUCACCACACCAGGCAGUACUCUCACCACACCAGGCAGUACUCUCACCACACCAGGCAGUACUCUCACCACACCAGGCAGUACUCUCACCACACCAGGCAGUACUCUCACCACACCAGGCAGUACUCUCACCACACCAGGCAGUACUCUCACCACACCAGGCAGUACUCUCACCACACCAGGCAGUACUCUCACCACACCAGGCAGUACUCUCACCACACCAGGCAGUACUCUCACCACACCAGGCAGUACUCUCACCACACCAGGCAGUACUCUCACCACACCAGGCAGUACUCUCACCACACCAGGCAGUACUCUCACCACACCAGGCAGUACUCUCACCACACCAGGCAGUAUUCUCACCACACCAGGCAGUACUCUCACCACACCAGGCAGUCGCUCACCACACCAGGCAGUACUCUCACGGCCACACCGUAGUCGGCAGUCGUAG
Molecule: messenger RNA, 1590 nt
Organism: Sycon ciliatum
Lineage: Eukaryota; Metazoa; Porifera; Calcarea; Leucosolenida; Sycettidae
Exons: 4
Coding region: 1-1590 (529 amino acids)
Source: RefSeq, a predicted model, not a curated record